AUGGCACCCUCUGUGGUCAACGGCUCUAGAAAUGGCGAUGUCUACAAGGAAAACGGCGAAUCCAACAACGCCAAAAUAGAUACGCUUCAUCUUGAGAACCUUUUGUUAAGAGACGAAAACAUCUACGAGACGUCACUCAGCUCCGAUGACUACUUGGAGAGUUUGGCACCAAUCAUCCAGGACGCUAUUAAAGCCAAUGGCUUGUCUGAAUUGAUUCAGAAGUUGAGCGGAAUAGUCAAGGAAAAAGACGAAGAAUUGAAUGACUUGUCGUUGAACUCUACUGACGAGAUCAACUCAUGUAUCGACACUAUCGACGAAAUCCAUCAUGGCUCAACUGAAUUGAACAAGAGUUUGAUGCUGGUGAGUCAGCAACUCAACAAGUCGGCGUUUGAGUUGAUGUCACGGAAGAAGUCAUUGAUCAAGAACAAAGAGGUAUCCAUCCAGAUCAACGAAACCAUCGUAGUACUCAAUGAGUGUAUUCAAGUAUUAGAAAACACCAAUAGAAUUCACGAAUUGAUAAAACAGAAAAACUACUUUAGCGGCUUGAAGCUCAUCAACGAAUUGACUUCGGUACACUUGCAAAAAGUUGAAGACUUUAGUUUUGCCAAGAAGAUACACGAUUCCAUUCCUCAUCUUACGAAGAUGAUCAAGGACGAGGCGUUUGAAAACUUGUGCAAAUGGCUUUCGAUAAAUUCUGAACGUAAGCUCGAUGCUAUCAGUGAUGGAAUCCAGGAAAACAUCUACUACUUACAGGAUACCUGGACCGAAAAGAAAAAGGGCAAUGACUCCCUAACUCCAUACAAAUUAAAUUCACCAGUUGAACUCUCCUUGAGAGACCCCACGGCUUAUUACAAUAUCUUUGAGGACACUUCGUUGCAGAUCAACUUGGACACGAUAUUCGAUGCCAUAUUGGUGUACCAAACGUUACACGAAGGCGACAUACUAUCUACUUUGUACCAUAAAGAAUGGAUGAAGAAAUACAACAGAGUCAUUUACCCCAUUACCCUGGCUACAGCUGAAGGUGUAGCACGGUUUCAGAGCUUGAAGGUUUUGGACGACUAUUUGCGGAAAAUCGGCGCAUUCUUUGUAAUGGACAAACAGAUCAACUUAGUCACUAAGUUCGAAUUGCGUUCUAACACCACUUCAGAUGACUUAUGGGAGUCAUAUGUAACCAAAUUGAUCCCAGUGCUUUUGGAAUUUUUGAAAUCGCAUAAGUUUAAGAAAAUGGAUGACUUGCAUUCCUUCAAAGAAAUCACUGGUAAUUUCCUACAGAUAAUGGAAAACUACAACUACAGAAUCACUGAGCUCUACGAAGUCUUAAUGGUUCUCUUCAAGGACUACUUUGCUCCAAUGUUGAUCCAAGAGUUCCGUUCUGAUUUCAUCGAAUCCAUCCAGUCAGACCACUACAUGCCUCUCACAGUAGAUAGAAAGAGCGACUACGAAAACAUAAUGAGAAUCUGUUGGUACAGAGAAGAUGCACCUUUUGCACCUAAAAACGUCACGAAGAUGCCCAUAACCUUCCCAUUCAGUGAAGAUUAUGUUCACUACUGUCUUGGAGUGCGGUCUUUAUUAGAGGAUAUUAUAUCAUUCAUUGGCCAACACUACAGUUACGAGUUAAACGAAUUGAAUCACAUUAUAGUAAACGAUAUAUUUGAGAGGGUGUUGGGAGACGAAAAAGGCGUGGGUAUUUGCAGAGAUAUCCAGGACUUUAUUGCCAAAAAUGAGAACAAUAAGGAAGUUACUUCACAAAGUUAUACCAACUUGGAGUACUACUUGUUCAGUCUUUAUGAGAUCGGUAAGUUGAUUAAUCGUCGUCUCAGAAGCAACACUGGUAUCGGAAUUCAUAACAUCGAUGCCAAUGACACCUUCACAUUAAGAGCUGUAGACCAUUACAACAACUUGAAGAAAUAUGCUGAAAGCACCAUCUUCAAGAUGGUGGACGGAAAGAUCAGAGAAUUGUUGGAUAUGGUUGAAUACGACGACUGGUUACCAACGACAAGAAAUUCAGAAGCUAACUACUCUGUGAAGGAUUUUGCUCUCUUUUUGGAGAACUUGUUCACAUCUAUUUUCUCCAACUUGCCUCAAUCCAUUAGAACGUUGGGUUUGUUCAGAACAUAUGAUUUUGUUUCAGAACAUUUCUUAAGUGUUUUGAACAGUGCUACGGGCUACAAUAAAAUUGCUAUCGAGAACUUUGAUUUGGAUAUUCAAUACGUAGAAGAAUCCAUGAGGAAUCUAUACAAGAUGCAUCAAAGUGGAGAGAGUGAAAGCUCUCAAGGAAACGUUGCGCUUGAGACGACGUUUACCGAAUUGAGACAAUGCAUCGAUUUGUUGAAGUUGGACGACUAUGACGAGUUCAUCAAGAACUCUGCAUUCAGAAUGAGAAACUUUGACAGAAUCAAAUACGAAGACGGAGUGGCAUUGAUCGCUAAAGUACAAGGCUACCAGGAACCCGAUACCAGUCUAAAUGCCGACGAAGGAGACUUUGGUGACCAGCAGUCGAUCCUUUCCAACGCUGCCGCUUCCAAGUUUGCGCUGUUUGCAACGAAGUUCCGAAGGGAAUGA
This is a messenger RNA of Scheffersomyces stipitis CBS 6054, 2562 nucleotides long. It is a transcript of the gene SEC15, whose product is annotated as Rab GTPase-binding exocyst subunit. The record is from RefSeq and is a predicted model, not a curated record. Lineage: Eukaryota; Fungi; Ascomycota; Pichiomycetes; Serinales; Debaryomycetaceae. The transcript has a single exon. Gene Ontology annotation, cellular component: exocyst; membrane. Bases 1 to 2562 code for a protein of 853 amino acids. Gene Ontology annotation, biological process: Golgi to plasma membrane transport; intracellular protein transport; exocytosis.